GUUAUGCGUAACCUCAUGCUACAGUAACAAUGUAACUCAAAAGUCACCACCACGAUUUUACCAAAACAAACCGAGCGAAAGCAGCGAGCUUUGCUUUCAUCUUAAAAAAUGAGCAAUCUUGAUGAGUGGAUACACAACGCAAAUGAAUGUAUUUCAAUUGUUUUAAUAAAUGAAAAAGGUGAUAUCGAUUGUAAAUUCCAUCCUACUUUUACCUACAGUAUUUUUGGGGACUCGGAAGUUUUGUACGGUUAUAAAAAUCUGAACAUAGAGAUCCAAUAUGUAUUACCUUCAAUGACACCAGAACUAAAAGUUACAUAUUCCGAUCGACUUGCUCCGGAAUCUGGUGUAGAACCUACAAACGUUGAUCAAACAUUGUCGAUAUAUAUGAGAGAUGAUCGUGUACCAGAAAAUCUGGAACCGGUGAACAUUCGUGAUAUUCCGGUUCUUGAAAGUUACUCUUUUGAUGAACGUAAAUUUUGUAUACUAAAAAGCAAACCCAGUGACAUAGGUGCUGUCAUGCAGUAUCUACAGCUUUUUUCUUUAUUAUUUAUCGAGGGUGGGUCUUUUAUUGAUAUAUUUGAUCCCAAAUGGACCAUUUAUUUAUUAUACGAAAUCAAAGAUGAACAGUAUUAUCUAAGAGGAUAUUGUACUGCUUACGAUUACUAUAAAUGGGAUAAGGAAAAAACAGAUGGUGUACGCCCUCGUAUUUCUCAGUUUCUGAUACUUCCUCCUUUCCAAAAAGAAGGACAUGGUUCCAGGCUUUACAAUGCUAUUGUAAACAAUUUUCUACAGGAUCCAAAAGUCCUUGAGUUCUCAGUGGAGGAUUCAUCUGAAGCGUUUGAUGCCCUUCGUGACCGUUGUGAUUUCCAACGACUAAAAUCCCUAAACCUUUUUACCAGUCCGGAAUUCCAUUUGCCUCUCUCAAAGGAAUGGUUGCACUCUCAAAGAUCUGCCAUUAAACUACCACCGCGUCAGUUUCUUCGCUGUUGUGAGAUUGCAUUUACCAUGAAGCUGAAGAGUCUGUCUCUCUUAGAAAGAAAGGCGCUGCGUCUUUUAAUUAAGGAAAGAAUCUUUCGUCAAAAUUUGGAUGUCUUACUGCAGUUGGACCGUCCUGAUCGCCUUGAUAAAAUCCAAGGAGCCUACCAAAACCAACUUGACGAGUACAAGAAGAUUGCAAAAAAGCUACCAAAAUUAUCUCAGCAAGAAUCAAGAAAGCGACAGAAAACGAAGUAGAAAACUUAUAAAGAAUAAAAUACCCUAAUGCUAAAAAUUAUCCAACGUUCAUAUUAAUGCUUCAAUGAUGGUAUUAUUUCUAGUUAUGGUCACAAUGUGUUUGCAAAGAAGCAAUUGAUACAAACUAGUCAAUUUUAAUAUCCACUGUUAUGAAUUUGUUAAUACUGCGCUCUCACUAGUGUGUAUUCCAAUUAGUUCGUUCAUUUUUUAUUUUCUAG
This is a messenger RNA of Schizosaccharomyces octosporus yFS286, 1451 nucleotides long. RefSeq names its product histone acetyltransferase Hat1. Gene Ontology annotation, biological process: subtelomeric heterochromatin formation. Gene Ontology annotation, molecular function: histone binding; histone H4 acetyltransferase activity. The record is from RefSeq and is a predicted model, not a curated record. Lineage: Eukaryota; Fungi; Ascomycota; Schizosaccharomycetes; Schizosaccharomycetales; Schizosaccharomycetaceae. The coding region runs from base 109 to 1233 and encodes 374 amino acids. The transcript is spliced from 6 exons. Gene Ontology annotation, cellular component: nucleus.